Marasmius oreades (fairy-ring Marasmius) is the source of this 3057-nucleotide messenger RNA. RefSeq lists its product as uncharacterized. Gene Ontology annotation, biological process: rRNA processing. Lineage: Eukaryota; Fungi; Basidiomycota; Agaricomycetes; Agaricales; Marasmiaceae. The record is from RefSeq and is a predicted model, not a curated record. Gene Ontology annotation, cellular component: small-subunit processome; nucleolus. The transcript has 8 exons. The coding region runs from base 1 to 3057 and encodes 1018 amino acids.
AUGGCACGCAAGCCACCAUCCGUUUCUAGUCAUAAACCAAAAAGAAACAACGGGUCUACAAACAAAAAGAAAUUCGACGCUGCUGGGUAUGCCAAACGACACUCGCGCAAAGCUGCCAAAGCAGCUCAUGGUCAGGAUGAUAACGACGUCUACGAGUACACACCCGAGAAAUCCCGUCGCUCAAAGAUCGGCCUGGAUUUGGACCGGGAUGAAGAGGCAGGAACAGGGAUUGGGAAUGUAGGUGAUGAGGGUAUGGAGAUGGAGAUGGAGGAUAUGCGAAUGAAAGUCAGGCUUUUGGAAGAGGGUGAUAAAGUAGACACCGACGACGAGAACGAGGAGAUUGACAGUGAUGCUGCGUUUGAGGAGAGUGACGAGGAACGGUUUGCUGGGUUCUUCUCGAGCAAGAAGAAAGUCAAGCCCUCGAAGAAGAAGACCCGGGUCCGCUUUGCGGAGGUCAAUCUUAAUGAAGAUGAGGACAUGGUGGAGCAGGACGAUGGCUCAGGGCCAAGCGAUGAGGAGGAGGAGGAAUCUGGAGAAGACGAUGAGUUUAUCGACGUCCUUGAUAUUCUGGAUGGUAGAGGGGAACCCUUGAACGACGACGACGAGGCCACUACGAGCCCCGAUAGGCCCCGCGCCUCAAAGUCGAGUAUUGAUGGAAAUAAGGAUAGCGGCAGUCAAGACGAGCAAGAUGAAGACGACGAAGACCAAGAUGACAAUAUCUCGAUAUCACUCUCUGACGCCGAAGAGGAAGCAACAGGCGCCCUUGAGGAGCUUCAAGAUUUUGUCUCUUCCUUAGAUCCCUCAUCCUCCAAAAAACGCCGAGCCGAUGACGAACCCUCCUCAACUUCAGAAUCCGUCUCACGGCCCAAGAAACGACGAAUAAUCAAGGAGCAAACAGAGGCUGGCGAAGAGAAUGAAUUUAGGACCAAGGGAGCAGGCCUUACUCUUACGGAUCUCCUUGCCCCACUCUCCGGUAAUGCGACUGCUGCAUUCGAAAAAUCCGUGAAAGUGCUUCAACAGACAAGCUCUACCAGCAAAAAGAAACCACAAACACUCUCCGCACCCCUUCCUCAGCGUACACAAGAACGACUUGAUCGUGCGGCAGCGUACGAGCAAACUAAAGAGGAAGUCCAGAAAUGGAGUGCGACGAUGAAACGAAUACAAGAGGCUGACCAUCUGAGCUUCCCACUUCAACCCAAGGAAACUCAAGGACGGGUAUCCAAUCUGGAAUUAGCCGCUAAAUUUAAACCAACAACUGCCCUCGAAUCUACAAUAUCGAACCUUCUAACCUCGGCUAACCUCGCAACUGACGUUUCAGUUCUCCAAACAGAGGAGAACAUGCUCAAGGCGAAUGAACUCUCGGUCGAAGAAGUUGCCGAGCGACGAAAGGAACUACGCAAAAUGCGUGAAUUAAUGUUCCGUGCUGAAGUGAAGGCAAAGCGGGUUAAGAAAAUCAAGAGCAAGGUUUAUCGGCGUAUCAAACGGAAGGAAAGGGAAAGGGGGGACAACGAACUUGAUGUGGACGUUGAUGAGGAGGAGGCGAGACUGCGACACGAGACUGAGCGUGCCCGGGAACGUGCAACUCUCAGACACAAGAAUACUGGCAAAUGGGCGAAAUCUGUAACGAAGCGGGGAGGGUAUGGUGAAGAUGAAGGGGACGAUGAUGGCGUACGAGGUGGUAGACAGGAAAUUGAGGAUAUGUUGGCUAGAGGAGAACAGCUCCGUAGAAAGAUUGCUGGGAAGGAUGGCGAUAGUGGAGAAAGUGAAAGUGGUAGUGAUGAAGACAAAGACGAGGAUGACGAUGUUCGUGGGGCGUUUGAUGAGCUGAAAGCACUCAGAGAGGAACCACUUGAACAGGACGAGGACGGGGGGAAGGAACGGAAGAGUGGGACAAUAUUUGAUAUGAAGUUUAUGAGGGAUGCCGAAGCUAGGAAACAGCAACAGGCCAAUGCCAUGGUCGACGACUUUAUUCGGGAGAUGGGCCAGGAUUUGGGGCAUGAAGACAGUAUUGGAAAUGUAGGAGAAGCAUCCGGAGGCGGCGUUUUGGUCUCUCGCACUGGUGGUAGAAUGGUCUACCGUCCAGGUGCUCCUGUAACAUCUUCGACUAUGGUCGGCAGCACAAUCGAAAAGGCACCUUCAGAGGGAAGCUCUACCCUUAAAUCCGCUACCGACCUCUCUUCCGCACCUCCCUCGCCGAUCGUCUCCACAGUUUCAAAUGUGCGACCCCUUCUUUCUCAGCAAUCCGAAGCAGGCAUCUCCUCCGGCGAUCCGCCAAAUCCUUGGUUAGUACCUGCUGAAGCCCGGGGUGCAAAAGCGCCACGGAAGAAGAACGAGGUCGUCGUCGAAAAAGAUAGCUCUGUAAUGAGCAAAUCCAAAAAUAAGCUAAAGAAACAGGCCAAGAAGGCAGAAAUUGACAAGGCCAAAGCAAAGGACGACGCGGUGGUCGAGAUCCAAACAGACACCAUUCUGAGUGCUACCGCUAAAGGAAAGGCCAAAGCACCUUCAAGUGCCGAAGAGGGCGAUGAUGAUUCGGACGUUAAUAGCGAGGUCGAUGCUCAGGAAGCGGCGCUGUUAAAGAAGGGAAAGAAGGGUAAAGGGCCCACCGCGUUUGAACAGAGGGAUCUUGUUGCCCGUGCUUUCGCUGGGGACAGUGUUGUGAAGGACUUUGAAGAAGCUAAGCGGCGAGAAAUCGCGAUGGAUGCUCCCAAAGAAGUCGAUACUACAUUACCUGGUUGGGGUUCUUGGGGUGGAAGUGGCACUAAGAAAGCACCUCCAAAACCACACCUUAUCAAGAAAGUUGCUGGUGUGGAUCCCAAAACUCGAGCUGACUACAAAAAAUCCCAUGUCAUCAUCUCGGAGAGACGAGAUAAGAAAGCGGCUAAAUACCUAGUCAAUGACUUACCGUACCCGUACACGAGCAAGGCGCAGUACGAACGUCGAAUGGAACAGCCAUUGGGUCCGGAGUGGAACACAAGGGUUGGUUUCCAGAGAGGCACAUUACCGAAAGUCGUCAAGAAGAUGGGCACUGUUAUUGACCCGUUGGAAAAGUUGUUUUGA